Messenger RNA from Octopus sinensis (East Asian common octopus), 4548 nucleotides. Its product is annotated as SNF-related serine/threonine-protein kinase. Bases 1558 to 4542 code for a protein of 994 amino acids. Gene Ontology annotation, biological process: microtubule cytoskeleton organization; intracellular signal transduction; protein phosphorylation. The record is from RefSeq and is a predicted model, not a curated record. NCBI's taxonomy places the organism in Eukaryota, Metazoa, Mollusca, Cephalopoda, Octopoda, Octopodidae. Gene Ontology annotation, cellular component: cytoplasm. The transcript is spliced from 8 exons. Gene Ontology annotation, molecular function: protein serine/threonine kinase activity; tau-protein kinase activity; ATP binding.
AUAGUGUGCCAAGCCAUACUAUAAACCUAUCCAAACAAAAACUACCCUCCUUAUUUUAAUUCUAAAUUGCUUUGUUUCGUCCCUAACGUUCCUUGAUAUCAAUUAUUUUGACUUGUAAUGAAAGCAAACGAACACCACAACAACAAAAUGUAAUAUCAUUGUCUUUCUUUAAACAGGAGGAAGUGAAAAAAAACCAUAAAAUAGGAGGAAAAGUAGUUUAUUUUGGACCUCGCCCUCACUCACUUUCUCUCUCUCUCUCUCUCUCCCUUCCAGCAGCAUCAUCACCAUCAUCAUCAUCGCCAGAAGAGAGAGGGGGGAAACAACACAGGCUUAGUAAGUAAGUAGUAACUAACAACACCGUGCUAGUAGUAGUAGCAUCAGCGGUGGCAGUAUUUCAUUGAGGAAAAACGCGACUAUAUUUAUCCACAGCUACUAAACCCUCCUCUCCACACAUUAUCCCAUUCAUCCCCAGAUUCUCUGAGUUCCUUAUGUUGUUGCCAUUUCGUUGGCAAGCAGGAUUUCACAGACAUUCUUUCUCUCUCUCAGCCUGUCUUCAUGUGUGUGUGUGUGUAUAUAUAUAUAUUUAAAUAGAAGAUGCGUUAGUGUUCGUACUUUAUCAGUAAAGUGAGUGAGUGAGUGAGAGCACGUAUGUGUUAUACACACAUACAUACACACAUAGAUAAUAAUAUAUAUAUAUAUAUAUAUAAUAUGUAAUGUCUGAAAAUCUUUUCGGUUACCGAUAUGUGACCUCUCCAUGUUUGCGUGAGUGUGGCGUGGUGUGGCUGUGGUGCAGCAGGACUUAAGUACGAAACCAACCCCCACCUAUGAUUGGGGGUUGAAACGAACCGGUCAGAUAUUGGUGGAUCUUUGGCGGUAAACAUUGGUUUGCCCUUUUGUCAAAACACUUAGUUGAAAUGUCCUUUAUAGUUUUCCUGGUCGCCCAUCCACCCUCGUCCAAAAAACGAAAACACACACGGAAGCCCGCCUCGUUUAUUAAUCAUUAGAUUAGAUACAACACCAAGGAUAUACAAGACGAAACCUUAGUUCUUUAUUAAAUGAAUACACUCUCGGUUUCUGCUCUCUCUCUCUUCUUUCCCCUCUUUUUUACUUUCUCCUUUCUUUUAGCUCUACCUGUGUUUAUAAGUAUCAAAUCUCCUUGUUCCGGUGCCCUAUUUGAACCGUUGCCAGCUUGUCCUUACCACUUUCUGAUCGACAUUUUAAGUCUUCUUAUAUGGGGGUUAUUGGAUUUUGUUUUUGCCCUUACUAAUCACUUACUAGGCCCCUCCAUAUCUUUGAUCUCUAAAUCUAUAUCUUUUCUCCAUCAUUUUCACUUAUCCCCGUCUUCAUCCUCAUCAUCAUCACUAUUUUCAUCAUUCUUAGAUUCACCCCAUUUUUUUAACCCACCGUAGUCUUAUCUCACCACACCCUUUUCAUUACACACUUGUCAUUAAAUAACUGCUGUUCCAAUUGUUCAGACCAUACCUAUAUCUAUAUAUAUACAUAUAUAUAUAUAUUACCUUUCAUUUUUCUAUUUUAAAUAUUGUCCCUUCAUUCUGAAUGGCUUCUCGUAAGCAACGUGGUGACUAUGAUCGAAAGAUUGCUGGUCUGUAUGACCUGGAAGACACGAUUGGCCGGGGCCACUUUGCUGUCGUGAAGCUGGCCCGGCAUGUGUUCACAGGCGAGAAGGUCGCCGUCAAAGUUAUCGAUAAAAGUAAACUUGAUGAAGUGUCAAAGAACCAUCUGUUCCAGGAAGUGCGGUGCAUGAAAUUGGUGCAGCAUCCUAAUGUUGUCCGCCUCUAUGAGGUGAUUGACACUCAGACCAAAUUGUACCUUAUUUUGGAGCUGGGUGACGGUGGAGACUUGUACGAUUACAUAAUGAAGCACGAUAAGGGCCUCAAUGACAGCCUGGCCCGCAAGUAUUUUAAGCAAAUUGUAGAUGCCAUCUCGUACUGUCACCAGUUACACGUAUGUCACAGAGACCUCAAGCCUGAAAACGUGGUCUUCUUUGAAAAACUAGGCAUCGUUAAGCUCACAGAUUUUGGAUUUAGCAAUGUCUUUAAGCCUGGCAAAAAACUAGAGACUUCAUGUGGUUCCCUUGCCUAUUCGGCACCAGAGAUCUUACUCGGAGAUUCUUACGAUGCUCCAGCUGUUGAUGUCUGGAGUCUUGGAGUUGUCCUUUAUAUGUUGGUUUGCGGCACACCACCAUUCUAUGAAGCAAAUGACAGUGAGACGCUAACCAUGAUCAUGGAUUGUAAAUAUAAGUUCCCAGGUCAUGUGUCGAAGGAUUGUCAGUCUUUAAUUUCUAGUAUGCUGAUCAGAGAACCAAACCAACGCGCUAGUCUGGAACAAAUAAUGAACCACGCAUGGUUGAAGAGUGGAGAUGUUCCCUACUCAAACAUAAGUGUCAAUAUACCUCUGCUGUCUCGGAGCCUCGUCUCUGCCGAUGACCAUGCAUACAUCGUGGAACGCAUGAUUGAAGGCAGGAUGGCAACUAAAGAAGAAAUCGCAUUAUCACUGGAAAAAGAUUCUUAUGACCACAUUGCUGCUACGUAUUAUCUCAUGAUAGAACGCAGGUUGAAAGCUAAGCAGGCGGAGACAUCUGCGUCAACCCCAGUGGGGAAAUCAGCUAAUGCUUACCAAAUUCGUAAGAAUUCAGCACCAGCUGAUGGGAAACCCCACUUAGAACCACUUGCCCUUUCUCCUCGAUCUUUUGGCUUGAAUGGAAUUGAUUCCUGUUACAGCAAACCAAUUCUGGCGAAGAAGACAAAAACGGCCCCCCUAGAGAUAGGCAAUGGCAACAGCUUACCGCAAAACAUGGGCGGACACUCACCCUCCGACGCCUCGGCCAUUUACUUCAAGAGCCUUACUAUAAGCAUGACACUCGACCGCAAAACUAGUGGCAAGAAAAACUCAGUGGCUAGGGAUCCGUAUAGUAAGGGCUCAAAAGCUCCUCUGCCUCCGGAGACCAUCCCCAAUCCCGUGUUUUGUGACACUGGUGGUGCCCCCUCGUCGACCGAAAAGGCCAAGAAACCAUUCAAAUUGUCUAAGAUAGCAAUUUUGAGCUCACUUUUUGAGAAGAAGACCACUGAGAAGCCGAAAGUGUCUUUUGAGGACAAAGAGAAAUCGAAGAAGCCGAAAUUCCUGAAGAAGAUUACUAGCGGCAACAUGUGGCAUAGAAUUCAAGGCCAGUUCAGACACAUCCAGAUAAAGGAUGACGACCCUGGGAACUUGAAACACAGCAUUGUGCAGACACUGGUGUCUCCGCCGGGAACAUUGCCAUCGCCAUCAUGCCGCAACCCUUCCAGUCCGCAGAAAACUAGCUUCAACAGGAAAUGUAGCCUGAUCAAAGAGGAGUUGGGAGAUGAUGAUGGAGCGGCCAGCGGGGGGAGUGAAGAGGUCGAAGUGAAGGCAACUCGAUCAGUUGAAAAUUUGUUGGAGUCGAAGAAGAGGAGCGUGGCGUCUGACCCGAUUUACCAGAUGGACUCCACGUCUGUUCGUCGAGCCCUACACUCCGUGGCUAGCUCUCCUCAAUUACUCAAUCAGAUCUCAGAAGAAAGGGAAUCGGAUGAAGAGGAAGAAAUAUCCGUGUUGCCUUCGUCUGCCUCCAAGACGCUUCACCGAAGCAUGUACAGUUGCCGGCCGAACCUAACCUCUGCCGAGAUGCGCAAGUUUGAGCAGCACAAGAAGCGCAGAGGCACGGGGCAGCGGGGCACGAGUUGCAGCAGUUCCGAUGCCAGCGACACAGAGGAGACGGAGAACAUUGCUCGCAAGGACAAACUGAAACACAAAUUUGCCACUCGUCGAGACAGCAGCGACCAUUCUAGCGACAAUGACGGGCCGGGGGGCCUCAGUGCGCCAUCGGGGGGCAGUCGUUCGGUCGGACGCAGCAGUAGUAGCAAUAGGGGUGAGGGCAAGCAGGGCAGCAAGAGCAGCGACCACCAAGACAAAUCGUCUGAAAAGAAAGGUCAGAAGGGGUCGGGUGGAAAAAGCUCGAGGGCAAACACGACAACCACCAGUUACAGGAGCUGUAGUGAUGGCAACACCAGCAGCAGCAGUAGCAGCGGUAGCAGCAGCAGCACCAAACCACAGUCUUGUCAUUUGAACGGGGCAACAGGGUGCUGUUCCCAGUUAAUUGAAAACUUGUGUGAAACAAAGCAGACGGGGCAUAAUUUUUCAAAAUUGUGUCUUGAAGAUAAGCAGAGCCUUCUGGAGCAGGACGGCAAAAGGGCCAAACCCAAUAACCAAAAGGACUUGGACGUGAAUUUGUUGAACAAACUCAACUCCCACAUUUGGGAAGUGAAGUCCCGUAACAAUAGUGACUACAAAGAGAUCAAGCAGUCGGCUAAGAUAACCCCGGAUGAAAUCUUGUCGAUGUGCUCUUCGGACUGUAACUUGCAUAUACGGAAGGGGAAGAGGUUCGGACGACGGAUCAAGACCGAUAUCAAUCGGAACGGCCUGAAGCCGAGCAUGUGUAAGCUAUCGAGUUCUUCCAAGACUAGCCAUUCUAUAAAACUAGAGACAAAAUGUUGCUCACUUGUGUAAAAUAUU